UCAUCCUCAUCCUGGUCCUCAAGAUCAGACGAGGCACAAAAACACAGAAACCAGUUUGUGCUUUCACCAAACCAACCGUAAUCCAACCAAUCCCUGUGAUGGUUACUGAGCUGGGAGGCACUGUGACUCUCACUUACCUUUGUCCUAAUGUGUCGGUGACCAGAUUUCAUUGGUUCAAGCAGAGUUUUGGACAGGAACCCCUACUCAUGACAUCAUCUCUUUAUGUUGGCCAAGAUAAUUAUUAUUCCAACAACUUUAUCAAGGACUUUACUGAGACCAAACGUUUGGGUGUGAGGAGAGGAGACUACAGCUGUAACUUGACCAUAUCCAACACAGGGCCAGGGGACUCAGCUACAUACUUUUGUUCCACUACAGUCAUCUAUGAGCUCACAUAUGGAGAGGGAACUGUUUUAAUUGUCAAAAAUUCAGAGUCUAACAGCAUAUCUGUGCUCCAGCAGCCUGUGUCUGAGUCAGUCCAGCCAGGAGACUCUGUGACUCUGAACUGUACAAUACACACUGAGACCUGUGUAGGAGAACACAGUGUCUAUUGGUUCAGACAUGGCUCAGGAGAAUCCCAUCCAGGAAUCAUUUACACCCAUGGAGACAAGAGUGAUCAGUGUGGGAAGAGCCCUGAGGCUGGGUCUCCUACACAGAGAUGUGUCUACAACCUCCCCAAGAGGAACCUCAGCCUCUCUGAUGCUGGGACUUACUACUGUGCUGUGGCCCCAUGUGGGGAGAUACUCUUUGGGAACGGGACCAAGUUGGACAUUGAGGGUAUAUGA
Molecule: messenger RNA, 782 nt
Organism: Oncorhynchus masou masou (cherry salmon)
Lineage: Eukaryota; Metazoa; Chordata; Actinopteri; Salmoniformes; Salmonidae
Exons: 3
Biological process (GO): response to bacterium
Source: RefSeq, a predicted model, not a curated record